AUGCCUAUACUCGCAGGAAAAGAGAUAUCUCACAAUGGCCUAGGUCUCAUGCGAAUGACCUGGCGCGGCGAGCAGACUCCCGACAGUAUUUCCUUUCCCGUCCUGAAAGCUGCUCUUGCAGCCGGAGUAAAUGUGUGGAAUGGCGCCGAUUUUUACGGUUCUUCGGAGAACAACUCCCUACAUCUUCUCGCACGCUACUUCGAAGCGUAUCCUGAAGAUGCAGAGAAAGUGGUUCUCUGUAUCAAGAGUGGCUUUGCGGAUAGGAAGAAAUUUACAAUGGAUUGUUCGCCAGAAGCUGUGUACAAAUAUGUUGAGAAUGCCAAUAAGAUUUUAGGUGGUUAUAAACAGAUUGAUCUUUUCGGCAUGGCUAGACAAGAUAAGGUUACACCAAUUGAGGAUACUGUCAGGGCUUUGGAUGAGUGCGUCAAGAAGGGUUUGAUCGGUGGAAUUCAAUUGAGUGAAGUCUCAGCCGAUUCCAUUCGUCGAGCUAGCGCAGUAGCAAAGAUCGACAUGCUCGAGGCGGAGAUAAGCUUGUGGGCUACGGAUGUCUUCGAGAACGGCGUCGCAGAAGCUUGUGGAGAAUUGGUAAUCGUGAUGGUUGCUCAUACACCACUUGGAGCCGGCAUGCUGACAGGUCAGUUCAAGAGUUUGGAUGAUUUGCCCGAGAGCGACCCUCAUCGCCACUUUCCCCGUUUCCAGCCGGAAAACUUUCACAAGAAUUUAGAACUGGUGGAAGAGUUAAGAAAGUUGGCGUUGGAUAAGGGCUGUACACCUGCACAGUUGGCGUUGUGUUGGAUCAAGUCGCAGAGCAAGAAGCCAGCCUAUCCUCUCAUUGUUCCAGUAUUUGGUGCCAGAUCUGAGUCUCGAGUUAAGGAGAAUACUACGGAGGUUGAAUUGACGGGCUCAGAUCUUGUUAAGAUCAAUGAGAUUCUUGCUAGCUUCCCGGUUCAAGGACAUAGGUAUCCAGCUGCGACGGCUUCUCUCUGUGAGUAUUAG
Botrytis byssoidea is the source of this 996-nucleotide messenger RNA. RefSeq lists its product as uncharacterized. Bases 1 to 996 code for a protein of 331 amino acids. Gene Ontology annotation, cellular component: cytoplasm. The record is from RefSeq and is a predicted model, not a curated record. Lineage: Eukaryota; Fungi; Ascomycota; Leotiomycetes; Helotiales; Sclerotiniaceae. The transcript has 2 exons.